Cannabis sativa is the source of this 1255-nucleotide messenger RNA. RefSeq lists its product as uncharacterized. NCBI's taxonomy places the organism in Eukaryota, Viridiplantae, Streptophyta, Magnoliopsida, Rosales, Cannabaceae. The coding region runs from base 146 to 766 and encodes 206 amino acids. Gene Ontology annotation, cellular component: nucleolus. The record is from RefSeq and is a predicted model, not a curated record. Gene Ontology annotation, molecular function: RNA binding. The transcript is spliced from 4 exons.
AUUAUGGGCUUAGGUCUUGAAUCAGAGGAUUACUAGACAAUGGGAGAGAUCACUACUGAAAAAGCCCAUCUAAGAAAAACCCGAAGCAGUCUGUUACGCUGACAAAACCCCAAGCACUCUUUUUUCUCGGCACACACAAGCAACAAUGGGAAAAGAGGUCGAACGGCAACAGAUUCCGGCCGUUUCGUCCCGAAACCUCCACAUAAAGAAGAGGGUUCUUAAGAAUAAAGCUCUUGCCAUUAGCUUCGACGAGAAGGAUCUCAGGAACUACGUGACAGGGUUUCAGAAGAGGAAGAAGAAGAGAAGAAAGGUUGCCUUACAACAGCAAGGCGAGGCACUAAGGCGAAAGCGUAUUGAAGCCCGUAAGAAGAGGAAGCUAGAAAGAGAUUUUGUUUCAUCUGGUGGAGCUCCACCAGUCACAGAUUCAGUUCCUGAUGGUUGCAGUGAACUCAAUGAAGAGGAGGAAGAGGAGGAGGAUAGCGAGCCUGUUCCUUCUGUCUCUGGGACAACAAUCUAUGACAAUGGUGAUCUUCAAGUUUCAGUGACAACAAGCGAAAUCACUCGUGAGGACGACGAUAUUGUUCCCCGUGAAAGGAGAGAAAGACCAUUUGUGCAGCCAAUUGCAGCUAAUCAAAAGCUCAAGGUGCCUGUGGCACCGAAGAAACCAAUGAAGAGAGUUGUAAGACACAAACCGAAGACCAAGUCGAAGUCCGAAAAGAGAGGGAACAAAUCAAAGGGAAGCAAAAGGAGCAAGAAUGGGCGGUAGUUGCAGAGGAACUUCCACAUGGCUUUGUUUAUUGGAUUAUUAAUUGCUUCUGGCUGUGCCUCGUACAGUUCUUCCGUGUGUGGCUGCAGUUCACGCAGUGGCAUCUUUAGUGACAUAUCAUUUUCACUUAAAUUAAUGAUCAUUUUGGCCAGUUCCUUCAAGCGUUUAUCAGCAAUGUUUCCAUCAAAUUCAGUUGUAGCUAUACCAAAACCCAAAUAGUGUUUUAGUUUAUGUUUUGUAUGGUUAAAUUUGCAAGCUUGAACUAUAGUUUCAGCUGAUAUGAUGGAGCAAUGGAGCUUGUCACAUCAAUUUCUGACACCUGUGGUGUGAGGGGUCCUCACUUCAAGGCACCGUACAGAAUUUUCGUCGUUAUUGCUAAUUGAUAUCACAUGGAUUCGCUUUGAAGUAUGUGCUACCUAUAUUACAAUUAUUAUUGUAUCCGUUUUUCUUCCAUUAAUCGAUUUUAUUAAUUAUCCAUUUUCUGGGAAA